AGCAUCUAAUAGAUCAUCACAACAGCUCACACACCUACGCUCUAACUGAGGAUUUGAAGCUGUGUUUCGCUGUGAGCCCAAUCCUCGAAUCCUUCAGAAAAACCGUGUUUCUCAUGCAAAACAGCAAGAGCAUAACUUUAAGUUUGUUUUUUGUUUUUUGGUGUUUUUUUUUUUAAUUUCUUCAGAAACUCCACAGUGGUCGCAGCCUCAACUUUGCUCAUCAUUUCCGAGUCUUGGUAUCAAUCGUCAUUAGGUUGGAAUAGCCAUCAUGGGGAGUCGAAAAAGGAAAAACGUUGAAGGUUCCCAACGAUUCAACUAAUAUGUAUGCAAACCUCACCAAAAUAGAAAUGACCACAGAACACCGCAUCAACACAGGGUUUUAAAUGUUCUUCAAAUACAGCAUUGCCAGGACAUUUUUGGAUACCACGUCUGGUGUCCUGUUUUCCAGACCAGACCCCCAGACGGGCGCACGUCUGUCUUGGCUACUGACCUGUCCCAGGAACAGGAAAAAGUUUCCUUCUCUCUCUCCACUUCUCUUCUGACCUUAGGAGGACACAUACUUUCCCCAAGAGCAUCCCCAUCAGAAGAUUGGCUGGCUCCGUUUACACGCCUCCCAUGAUGGGGAGCUCACUACCUAUGAAAGGCAUCUCCAGUCAGCUGUGCUGGGAAAUGCUGCUCCCAGCAGGGUCCACACCUGAGGCCAGGGCAGUUCCGGGAAUGGAGGCCAGUAUUCUAGGAGCAGCCAGACCCCACCCCAGCUGCCAGGAGUAGCGGCUUACAUAGAGACAGCCUGGAGCCCCAAGGACCUCACCAGGGAUCCCUGAAAACAGAGUGAACGGGCAUAAGCCCCACCCUAUGAAGGAAGAACAUUUCGUAAAUACCGCGGAAUGUGGACAUUUUCCCAUAAGGCCCAGCACCCCCUCCUCUCCCCUGGCCCCACAAGGCAGGGGCCAGUCCCCUAUGCCUCAUCUGUGGUUCCACAGGCCUGAGCUCUGUAGGUGCUCCCUCACCAGCCGAAGGUAACGCUGUGAUCAUUUCCUCCUUACGCAACUUAGCUCAGGAUUCAAGUGCACGCGCGCACACAAGCACACACACGGUUGACUUUUACAGACUUCUUUUAAACUCAUUUUACGGAAACCAAAAAGGAAAAAAUUGUGGAAUGUUAUUGUGAUCAGCUGUAAAUGUUAACUUGGCAGCCCCUGUGAGCUCCUAUGUGGGCCUGACCUAUCCCAUUUCAUUCCAUUUUUCAGUGGCCCUUCCAGGAAGCACUGUCAGUAACGUCAUUUCACAGAUGAUGAAACUGAGGCUCAGAGAGGUGCAGUGUGUUCAAGGUCACACCGCAGGGAUAUUGGUAGGAUUUCAAACAGGACCUCCCGUUGAUGGCCAUGUGUCUACUACUCCCUCUGGUCUGACAUCAGUGCUGACGUCAAGAAGAGGAUCAUUUUACCCAAAGGGCAACAGGAAGGGGAGCACUGGGUUCCCCAGGUGGCCCGCCCCGCCCCCCACUCCCACUGUCUCCAGGAGAACAAACCGGCCACUGGAAUACCGUUUGACAAAUUCCACUGAUCUCACUACCACACCCUGGGCAGCAAUGCCCCAGCACAUGAUGGGGGACAAGCCCUUCGCCUCGAUGCCGCAGCUGGUUUUCCCCAGCCCACCAUUGGCCCUGGAGGAUGGAUGUGACUGCACUCCCCCCAGCAGGCGGGCGUCCCUGGGCUCGUCCCUGAGCCGUGGUGCCCUGCGUUCAGCGGUCCACAGUCCCCUGGACUCCAGCAGCCAGCCGCUGUGCGAGCUGCAGGCAGAGAAGCGUGGCCCCCGGGCAGCCCGCGAGGUGCGCUACAUGUCGGCGGGGCCACAGAGCACGGAGUGUGGCUGGCGGACCUUCACCCCCAAGUGCCUGCAGGCCUUCAACACGCCACGGGGCUUCCUGCUGUUCCUGAGCGUGGCCUCCUUCCUGCAGGGCAUGACCGUGAACGGCUUCAUCAACACCGUCAUCACCUCCAUUGAGCGCCGGUUUGACCUGCACAGCUACCAGAGUGGCCUCAUCGCCAGCAGCUAUGACCUGGCCGCCUGCGUCUGCCUCACCUUCGUCAGCUACUUCGGGGGCAGCGGACACAAGCCCCGCUGGCUGGGCUGGGGCAUGCUGGUCAUGGGGGCCGGCUCGUUGGUGUUCGCGCUGCCCCACUUCACCGCCGGCUCCUACCAGGUGGAGCUGGACCAGGGCGUUGGGACAUGCCCAGCCAACCGCAGUGUGGCGUGUGGGGACAGCGUCUCGGGCCUGUCCAGCUACCGGCUGGUCUUCAUGCUGGGCCAGUUCCUACACGGUGUGGGUGCCACGCCACUCUACACGCUGGGCGUCACCUACCUGGAUGAGAAUGUCAAGUCCAGCUACUCACCCGUCUACAUCGCCAUCUUUUACACCGCGGCCAUCCUCGGCCCCGCAGCUGGCUACCUGAUUGGAGGCGCCCUGCUGAACAUUUACACAGAAAUAGGCCAACGGACGGAGCUGACCACCGAGAGCCCACUGUGGGUCGGCGCCUGGUGGGUGGGCUUCCUGGGCGCUGGUGCUGCCGCCUCCCUGAUUGCGAUUCCCAUCCUCGGCUACCCGCGGCAGCUGCCCGGCUCCCAGCGCUACGUGGUCAUGAGAGCGUCUGAAACGCACCAGUUAAAGGACAGCAGCCACACGGCGGCCAGCAACCCCGACUUUGGGAAAACCAUUAGAGACUUGCCUCUUUCCAUCUGGCUUCUCCUGAGGAACCCCACGUUCAUCCUGCUCUGCCUGGCCGGGGCCACCGAGGCCACCCUCAUUGCCGGCAUGUCCACCUUUGGCCCCAAGUUCCUCGAGUCCCAGUUCAGCCUGAGUGCCUCAGAAGCGGCCACCUUGUUUGGGUACCUGGUGGUGCCGGCGGGUGGCGGCGGCACCUUCCUAGGUGGCUUUUUCGUGAACAAGUUCAAGCUCCGUGGCUCAAGCAUCAUCAAGUUCUGCCUCCUCUGCACCCUCACCAGCCUGCUGGCCAUCUUGGUCUUCUUCACACACUGCCCCAAUGUGCCCACGGCAGGCGUGACGGCCAGCUAUGGUGGGAGCCUCCUGCCCGAGGGUCACCUGGACCUGACAGCUGCCUGCAACGUCGCCUGUGGCUGCCGGCCAGAACACUACAGCCCCGUGUGCGGCUCCGAUGGCCUCAUGUAUUACUCGCCCUGCCACGCAGGGUGCCCUGAGACAGCCGUGUCUGGCCCAGGAGGCCAGAAGGUGUACCGAGACUGUAGCUGUGUCCCUCAGAAUUUUUCCUCUGGUUUUGGCAGUGCUACUGCAGGGAAAUGCACUUCAACUUGUCAAAGAAAGCCCCUCCUUCUGGUUUUCAUAUUCGUUGUAAUUAUCUUUACAUUCCUCAGCAGCAUUCCUGCGCUGACGGCAACUUUACGGUGUGUCUGUGACCAGCAGAGAUCCUUCGCACUGGGAAUCCAGUGGAUUGUGGUUAGAACUCUAGGGGGCAUCCCAGGGCCCAUCGCCUUUGGCUGGGUGAUCGACAAGGCGUGCCUGCUGUGGCAGGACCAGUGCGGCAGGCAGGGUUCCUGCUUUGUGUACCAGAAUGCGGCCAUGAGCCGGUACAUGCUUGUCGCCGGGCUGGUGUAUAAGGGCGGACUCAGGAACGGCCCACUGGCAGCAGCCUUUUCAUGAAAGGCCUCAAAGAUGGAGGAGUCUCAGCUGACCCUAGUUUAUCUCCCUGCAGAUUAGGUAAAAAGAGCCAAGUGUGAGGAGGGGUUUGUGGGGCUCUGCAGAAUAGCACUGGGUCAAUUUUAAAGAGACAUGCCCUUCCUGGGGAGCUGGCCCUUGGUUUUCUUGUUUGUGUUAUAUGGCCCCCUACCCAGAGCCGCAGGUGGUGCCCGGGGCGUCUGCCUGCCCAGGUAAUCACCUGCGACCUCGGCACAGACAACAAGGACCACAGAGGUUAGGAUGGGCUAAUGCCAGCAGAGGCGCAGACAGGUGCACCCCAGGAGUUUAAUCGCUCUGCAAAGUGGAAACAGCCUCACUCACUAAUGCAGCUUCAGGCCCGUCAGCCCCAAGACGCUCCAGGAAGCACGGGGGGCGGGGUGUGUUUCUGCUAAAACCAGCAUUUACAUGUUAAUGUUCACACGUGUAUACAGAGGCCAGCACACGUGCUCCCACGGUCCUUUGCAAGCCCGUGUGUCAUCCCUGUCAUGACCCGUGAGGUUGGAGCACCGGUGCUAACCUCUUCUGAGCUAGGUUCCUGGGGCCACUGUAACAAUGGACCACAAACCAGGCGGCUGCAAACAGCAGGAAUCGAUUCUCCCAGUCCUGGAGGCAGAACUCCCAGAUCCAGGUGUCACAGGGUUGGCUCUUUCAGGGGCUCCAAGGGAGGACCCGUCCCAGGCCUGUCCCCCAGUGUCAGGGGCAGCUGGCAGCCCUUGGCUCGUGGACGCAUCGCCCCAUCUCUGCCUCCAUGUUCACGUGGCCUCUCCCUGUGCGUAUUUGUGUCAAAUCGGUCUCUGCUUCCUCGUGAGGACACCAGCCAUUGGAUUGGGGGACCACCCUAGCCCAGCCAUCUCAUCUCAAGAUCCUUAACUUAGUCACAUUUGCAAAGACCCUAUUUCCAAAUUAAGGUCCCAUUCACAGGUUCUGGGGGUAAGGAUUUGGACAUGUCUUUUAGGGGGGCACUGACUGUUCAGCCCACAACAAGCACCCCCCCAAGUGCCUCUAUUUUUAGUCAAAGGGCGUCUCCAUUCCUCAGUUACAGUAUUGGUGUACAUGCUGGGGACUAGCUAUGCAGGAAAGGUGGGUCUUCUCGCCAGAGCAGGGGUCCUCGGGACCUUGAGAGGAACCCAGGCCAGGCGGGGGCUCAGAACUGCGAGUGCUGAGUGGGCAGCUCCGGUCGGAGGUCACGUGGCUCCGUCCAGCAGUUC
Messenger RNA from Hipposideros armiger (great roundleaf bat), 4923 nucleotides. RefSeq names its product solute carrier organic anion transporter family member 4A1 (gene SLCO4A1). Gene Ontology annotation, cellular component: basolateral plasma membrane. Gene Ontology annotation, biological process: sodium-independent organic anion transport; transmembrane transport. The record is from RefSeq and is a predicted model, not a curated record. Gene Ontology annotation, molecular function: protein binding; thyroid hormone transmembrane transporter activity. The transcript is spliced from 14 exons. Bases 1292 to 3679 code for a protein of 795 amino acids. NCBI's taxonomy places the organism in Eukaryota, Metazoa, Chordata, Mammalia, Chiroptera, Hipposideridae.